This is a messenger RNA of Siniperca chuatsi (mandarin fish), 1131 nucleotides long. RefSeq lists its product as uncharacterized. The transcript has 5 exons. Bases 36 to 1082 code for a protein of 348 amino acids. Gene Ontology annotation, biological process: response to bacterium. NCBI's taxonomy places the organism in Eukaryota, Metazoa, Chordata, Actinopteri, Centrarchiformes, Sinipercidae. The record is from RefSeq and is a predicted model, not a curated record.
UUGAGAUUCUUUUCAUUCAGCACGACAAUUUGAACAUGAUGACAUCUCCUAAGUUCGUCUUCUAUCUGACAUGUUUAUUCUUGGGAAAAAUGGCUCAGAUGACUAAUCUGAAAUUUGUUCGUCAAGAGAGUGGUUUUGUAUCGGUCAAAACAGGGGACAACUUGACUUUGCGAUGUUUCUAUGAAGGUGAUGUUGCAGCAAGAUUUUACUGGUACAAACAAACUCUGGGACAGAAACCAAGACUCAUCUCUACCUUCUAUAAGUACGAAAGAAAUGGAACUUUUUAUGAUGAAUUCAACAGCAAUCCACGCUUCGCACUGGAUACUGAAAAAGGUAAAAAUCACCUGAAGAUAACAUAUCUGCACGUUUCAGACUCAGCUACAUACUACUGUGCGAGUAGUCAAUUGUACAAAUUCAAAUUUGAGGAGGGCACUACUGUCAGUGUAAAGGGUUCAGGUUUGAACAUCCAAGCUUCGGUCCAUCAGUCAGCAUCUGAGACCAUCCAGCCAGGAGGCUCUGUGACUCUGAACUGUACAGUACACACUGGGACCUGUGAUGGAGAACACAGCGUUUACUGGUUCAGGAACUCUGAAGAAUCUCAUCCAGGACUCAUGUACACCCAUGGAGGCAGGAAUGAUCAGUGUGAGAGGAAACCCAACACACAAACACACACCUGUUUCUACAACUUGCCACUGACGAGUCUGAAUCUUUCUCAUGCUGGGACCUACUACUGUGCUGUUGCCGCAUGUGGACACAUACUGUUUGGAAACGGGACCAAGCUGGACUUUGAACAUAAGGGGGACUCUCUUGUCAUGGUGUAUUUCUUGAGUGUGGCUUUGGCAUUCACCACCAUCCUGAGUGUUUUACUGGCCUUCUCAAUGUGUGUAAUCAACACGAGAAACAACUACAAAUGUACAGAGUCUCAAGCAAGAUUUUCAGCUCCCUCCCCAACAAAUGCAGAGGGUGACCAAAAUGAAGAAAACAUUCAUUACGCAGCUUUAAGGGAACACAAGGUCAACAGAUCCAGAAGACAAAAGAACAACACCAAGACUGAAUGUGUAUACUCAAGUAUAAAGCAGUAGAACUGUACAUGUUUUGUAAAAAGUUUCCUCAUGGUGAUCAAUAAAGUUU